Daphnia pulex (common water flea) is the source of this 1376-nucleotide messenger RNA. Its product is annotated as mitochondrial amidoxime-reducing component 1-like. Gene Ontology annotation, molecular function: catalytic activity; pyridoxal phosphate binding; molybdenum ion binding. The record is from RefSeq and is a predicted model, not a curated record. The coding region runs from base 173 to 1186 and encodes 337 amino acids. NCBI's taxonomy places the organism in Eukaryota, Metazoa, Arthropoda, Branchiopoda, Diplostraca, Daphniidae. The transcript is spliced from 7 exons.
AUUUGUCCUUCUAUGUCCUGUCUUCUCUUUUUUUUGUGAUUUUGGCAGUUGACACAUCAAGUAAUUUGAGUCGCACCUUUUCUUCUUUAGCCAAUUGACUUGCUAUUGUUACCGCCGCCAGCGGACCAUCACCAGCGUCGAGUAUCUCUCAAAGCUCCCUUUCACCCAAUGAAUGAAGCCCAAGUUGGAAAUGAUAAGCGCUGUCGGAAUAGGAGCAGCCUUCUUAGGGGCCGUUGUUUACAAACUCUACAGGAAGUCCAAAGAGGAGAAAAAUUUCAGGAAAUUGGUUAAGGGUUGGAAAGCGUGCGGUGUAGUGAGUCAACUGCACAUUUUCCCCCUUAAAUCAGGUCAUGGCAUUCCUGUAGAAGAGGCAUAUGCACAAAAAAUUGGCCUUGUCAAUGGAGAACUUCAAGACAGGUCUUUUAUGGCAUACAAUGAGAACAACAACUUUUUGUUUGGUCGAAUUCACCCCAAAAUGGUUCUAAUCAAAAUAUCUGUUUCUGGCAACAAAGUAGAAUUUACAGCACCCAACUGUGAGUCAAUUACUUUUCCAAUUCCAUCUCAAUCUGAAACAGAGAAACAAAUCAAAGUGAGAAUAUUUGGAGAGGAAGUAGCUGCUUUUGAUUGUGGUGAUCAAGUAGCUCAGUGGCUUUCACAAUAUAUUUUCCAAAAAGAUUCUGGUGCUAGACUGGCCCACUUGUCCUAUCCUAAAGUAUCUCCUCGCGUGUUGAAAUCCAAGCCGGGCCAGAACUGGUUGAAGCCGACUGACGCGGGAUUGUUCUCUAACGCUACCCCAUUUCACUUGCUAUCGGUGGAGUCGGCCAAUGAUUUGAAUUCUCGAGUGGAUGGCGUAGAAAUUUCGACUUUAAAUUUUCGUCCAACCAUUACCGUCAGUGGAUGUCAGCGUCCCUACGAGGAAGACGAUUGGAGAUUUGUCCGUAUCGGCGAAGCUGUCUUCCGCUACGUCAAGGGAACCGAGCGAUGUAUAUUACCUACAAUUGAUCCAGCGACUGGAAUAAAAGACCCUAACCAGGAACCUUUACGAACUCUUCGAAAAUACCGUCUUGCAGAGGAUCCGGUGUUGCGUAAAGCCAUGGGCGAGUCUCCUCUCAUGGGAAUCAGUUUAGCUCUGGAACAAGCCGGAAGGAUCCGUAUAGGUGAUGUUGUCUACGUCGGCCAACUGUAAAUUACUGUGUCAUCCAAAGAGAUUGCACAGUUUCUUGGAUUGAUUAUAUUUUUUUAUUAUUAUUUUAGUUGAAACUGGCCUAAAGUUAUUUGUUCCAAUUCCAUUUUUUUGCUACGGAUUUUUAUUUAAAUUUUAUUAUGGAAUUUCGGUUGAAUUUCCAUUAGUUAAGAAUAAAUCACGAAAAAAUGAA